GGAAACCCUCGCGCAACUCCAUGGAAACGGCGCACGCCCUUUUCGAAUAUUUAGCUACCUAGCCCUUUUGCUAAUGCUAGCUACGUCGAAAACACUAAUCGAAUCUUUCUAUCAUAUAGAAAAACAGCAGAAAAAAUAAAUAAAUCUCUAAAUUAUUAUAUGUUUAUUGGUUUUGCAUGAUCAUGAGUCGCACUCCGGAUGCAAGAGCAAGAGACACCCAGACCAAGCAGAUCCAGGACAGCAUCACUCAUGUGGAGAAGCAUUUUGGGGAGCUGUGCCAGCUUUUUUCAGCAUACGUACGUAAAACAGCACGACUGAGGGACAAGGCUGAUGUGCUGGUCCGAGAGAUUGGCCUCUACGCAGACACGGAGACACCCAAUCUGAAAACUGGACUCAAGCACUUUGCGGAUCAGCUCGCCAAAAUUCAGGACUACAGACAAGCCCAGGUGGAAAGACUUGAUGCCAAAGUGGUUGAGCCACUGAAAGCGUAUGGUUCUGUUGUGAAACUGAAAAGGGAGGACCUGAAACUUACCCAGAGUGCCAGGAACCGAGAAUCGAAGCAGAUGCAGCAGCUGGAGAGAAUGAGACAGAGGAACCCCUCUGACAGACAGAUCAUUGCUGAGAGCGAGCUGCAGCGAGCCACGAUGGACGCCACACGCACGACGCGCCAGCUGGAGGAGACAAUAGACCUGUUCGAAAGGCAGAAGAUCCGAGAUAUCAAGAAAAUCUUCGGGGAGUUCGUGACCGUGGAGAUGGCAUUUCAUGCUAAAGCUUUGGAGGUGUACACAACUACCUAUCAGCACAUCAAAAACGUGGAUGAAGAAGCAGAUCUAGAGGUUUUCCGGAGCACCCUGCAUCCCCCUGACUACCAGUCACGCAUAGAGAUCGUCCGUGCUAAUUCCAGGACGUCCUUAAAUCACACCGGCAUGUCUAUGAGUAAAUCGGGGGCGUUGCAGUUACCCUCCAAUGAACUCGGGAGCUCCUCAAAGUCAAAGACUACAAAAGGACAGAAGAAAGGAGUCGAAGACGAGGAGGAGGAGGAGGAGGAGGAUGAUGAGGAGGAGGAGGAGGACGAAGACGACGAUGACGACGAGGACGAAGAUGAUGAUUUGGAAGACGUUACAGACGAGGAGAAAUAACAAACCUGCUUAACUGCUUCUUGUGCCAUAGUAUUUUAUUAAACAGUGUUUCAGAGUUGCACAGCCGUCUAACAUGUAAUUAAUCCACCAGCAGUAAUUCUUAGCUUUAUCAUCAGUGCCUGUAAACAUUCGCCAUUGUUUUAUGUUUUAUAUUAAGCAUGUACAGUAAAAUUACACCUUUUCUUUUACUAGAUCAUUUAAAACCAAUGCUUUUGACUGUCUCGUGCCAACAGUGUUUAUUUCUCAGUGCAGUGUUCGUUUUAAACUUUAAUACAUGACCAAAUAAACCACACUUGUGUCAUUCCUAAAUGAUU
Messenger RNA from Hemibagrus wyckioides, 1453 nucleotides. It is a transcript of the gene cibar1, whose product is annotated as CBY1 interacting BAR domain containing 1. The record is from RefSeq and is a predicted model, not a curated record. Lineage: Eukaryota; Metazoa; Chordata; Actinopteri; Siluriformes; Bagridae. The transcript is spliced from 9 exons. Gene Ontology annotation, biological process: cilium assembly. Gene Ontology annotation, cellular component: ciliary transition zone; ciliary basal body. The coding region runs from base 177 to 1139 and encodes 320 amino acids.